Molecule: messenger RNA, 917 nt
Organism: Pocillopora damicornis (cauliflower coral)
Lineage: Eukaryota; Metazoa; Cnidaria; Anthozoa; Scleractinia; Pocilloporidae
Biological process (GO): cell surface receptor signaling pathway; G protein-coupled receptor signaling pathway
Cellular component (GO): membrane
Molecular function (GO): G protein-coupled receptor activity
Source: RefSeq, a predicted model, not a curated record
CAACAUGGCAGUAUCGAACCGCUCUAACGCGUCUUUGACCCUCAUCUGCGUCAAACUGACCACAGUCAUGGGUCUGACUUGGAUUCUGGAGCUUGCUGCCAACUGGAAGCAAACGAACUUCCUGCGUUACCCAUCUACUGUGUUAAACAGCUUACAAGGAUUUUUCAUCACGUUGUGUUUUGUUACCACUAAAAAAGUCCGAGGUCUGGUCAGGGAAAGAUUUUCCAAACGAAGAAAUGAAGUAGUUAAAGUGCAAGCAAGCUCCUCUCGUGACCAUCGUACAGGAUUUACUAAUGUUGAAAGAGCUUCAGGUUCAUCCCCUGUUUCCUCACGACGAGGGAUGCAAAACUAUGCUUACAGUGUCUCUUGUGUCUGAAUCCAUCCAUUUUCUUUUGUAUCUGAAAGAAAUUCGUUAGCGCUAGUCGAAGAAAGCAAAACUAUUUUAGUUUUAGGCAAAUGAAGGUACUACGAUCUUUUGGAUUUGAUGACUAUAGAGAUCAAAGACCUUGUAACAAAUGGACGCUUUGUGGAGCAAAGGAACAGAGGAACAGUUUGAGCAGACCUUUUGUAGCUACUGGUAUUUGAUGAGCAAACAACAGGAUGAGUUUAUGAUGAAAAUGGAAUUGAAAUAGUGACCUACGUAUUAAAACGAUGGAAUAACAAUUAUUUACAGGAGUAAUUGUUUUACAUGUGAGUCUUCAAGUAUAAAAGAGAAACAAUGAAACAGAAAUUCCUCACUAACCUGUCCUCAAGAAACAAGUUUCUUGUAACAAGCGUACUUAAUAUUACUUUUCACAUUUUUUCUAUCAGGGGUGUUUUCUCAAUAAACUGGUUCAUUUUGAAGUAAACACUGGACGAAAAAUUGAGGAAUUGAGUUAAUCCCUGCGCUGUAUUGGAUAAACCUUUAAUAUGGAGUC